AUGAUAUUUGAAUAUACGCUAUCUUUGAAUGAUAAAAUAAGAAGAGCUCUAACCUAGAAACAUUUGACGAAUUAAAUACAAAAAAUAAAAUUGAGAAAGCCAAAACAAGAAAUUCAUUAUUCUGUGCAAUCUUAAUUUCGAAGAUUGGAAAAUGAGAAAUGGACAGAAAUUUUUUAAGAGAAUCAAAAAAUUCAUCAAAAUAUAACAAAUAUUAAAUCUGUGUUGAAUACUACUAGUGACACAAUAGAGUUUCAAGCAAUAAAGAAAAUAAAUACUUAGAAUAGGACUACUUGUGCAUUACCGAAAUUAAAACCAAGAUGCAGUUCAUCACAAAGGGCAUGA
Molecule: messenger RNA, 342 nt
Organism: Paramecium octaurelia
Lineage: Eukaryota; Ciliophora; Oligohymenophorea; Peniculida; Parameciidae
Source: the annotation of a GenBank genome assembly